AUUGUAAAUAAAAAUUGGUAUUGGUGUGCAUUAGUGACGGCGAUAUUAUCGAUAAGUCCAAAAAUCGAUAGCAACGGCAAAUAAAUAUUCGAAUGAUCUAUAAAUUGACUGCACAAGAAGAUAGUAUCGACAAUGAGACCAGCGUUUUUUUUUGUUAUAAGUAUUUGUUUUGUUUUGACUUUGGGUUAUAAGCCGGUGGUAGUUUUGCAUGGAAUAUUGUCCGGCGCUGAAUCAAUGGUAUCAUUAGUACAACAAAUAGAAAAGCACCAUCCUGGUACAAAGGUGUAUAAUUUCGAUAGAUUCAGUGGUUGGUAUAGUCUAGAAAAUGCAUGGAAGCAAGUAGAACAAGUACGCGACUACAUAGAUCAAAUUGGAAAACUGCACACCGAAGGCAUAAUUGUUUUGGGCUACUCUCAAGGAGGCCUCUUGGCCAGAGCAGCGAUUCAAAGUUUACCCGAUCAUAACGUCAAAACCUUUGUCUCAUUGUCGUCUCCUCAAGCUGGGCAAUACGGAACAAGCUUUCUGCACUUAAUUUUUCCUGAUCUUGCUGCCAAAACUGCUUUUGAAUUGUUUUACUCCAGAGUGGGCCAACACACUUCUGUUGGUGGAUAUUGGAAUGAUCCGCAUAAGCAUGAACUAUAUUUGAAAUACAGCGAGUUUCUGCCAAUCAUCAACAACGAACGGAUAAGCCCGAAUUCAACACUUUUUAAAAGGGGCUUAACACGAUUGAACAGGUUGAUAUUAAUCGGGGGUCCAAAUGACGGAGUAAUUACACCGUGGCAGUCCAGCCUAUUUAGCUAUUACGAUGAAUCGUUAAAUGUGAUUCCGUUCAAUAAACGAGAAAUUUACACCACAGACGCUAUAGGCUUGAAAAUACUUGAGGAUGCAGGAAAGAUAACAUUUGUUAUAAAGCCGUUCGUUCAUCAUCUAUCGUGGCACACCAACAAGUUUGUUAUUAAAGAAGUUAUAAUGCCCUAUUUAGAUUAAGUGCAAGCAUGUUAUAGAAAAUGAAUAAAGAGGCUGAACCAUAUGGCA
Molecule: messenger RNA, 1035 nt
Organism: Scaptodrosophila lebanonensis
Lineage: Eukaryota; Metazoa; Arthropoda; Insecta; Diptera; Drosophilidae
Gene: Ppt2
Product: lysosomal thioesterase PPT2 homolog
Exons: 5
Coding region: 133-987 (284 amino acids)
Cellular component (GO): lysosome
Molecular function (GO): thiolester hydrolase activity
Source: RefSeq, a predicted model, not a curated record